AGGAACGACAGGAGGUAUAGGUUCAAGUGAGCAGAGUAUUGAGUAUUGAUUAAAAAAGAUAUGGGUUUCAUUGAUAUUGUGUUUCAAUGGUCUCUUGAAGACAUAUUCAACGAUAAUCUUUAUGAGGAUCAAGUGGAAAUGAUUCCAGUUUCAUUUCAGUCGGCGGAACAAUAUUUUGGGUCAUAUCUUUUGCCUUUGUUGGAUGAGACACGCGCAGCAUUGCGCUCAUCUAUGGAAGUUAUAGCUAGAGCACCAUACGAAGUGACAUAUCUUAAUGAAUCAAAGUCACAUGGAACAUUGCUGCUUGACGUGAAUGUUGAUUACUGGAGAAACAGGUUCAGUGAUCGUGAGAAGGAACCAUACAAAACAUUGCCUGGAGAUGUUUUCAUAGCAAAUGUGAAACCUGAAACUGCUUCUGAUUUGCAAAGGGUAGGAAGAACCUGGAUUUUUGCCCUAGUCACAAAUAUCCAAGAGGAUGAUGAUGAGGAUAAUAGCUCAUCUACUUCAUUCAAAGUGAAAGCACUGGAAGAUUUUGUUUCUAAAGAUGAAGCGCAGAAAUCACUAUUUGUAGUUCACUUGACAAAUCUAACCACAAACACACGAAUAUGGAGUGCAUUGCACAUGGAAAGAAACUUAAAGAUUAUCAAAGAGGUUUUGCACGCCGAUUCCAUGGUGGCAGAAAGCUGCAGUCUCUGUUCUUCAGAUAUUGGUGGAAACUGGAAUGAGAUUUUUCUGAAAAACUUGCUAUCUAAACUGAAUGAAUCUCAAAAGAAUUCGCUUGUUGCUUGUCUCAACAAAAUGUCGUGCAAUCACAAGUCUCAUGUGGAACUUAUUUGGGGUCCACCAGGAACUGGGAAAACUAAAACUGUUAGUGUGCUGCUGUUUGCUCUGUUGAGGAUGAAGUACAGAACACUCACUUGUGCCCCGACAAAUAUUGCAAUUACAGAAGUAGUUGCAUGUGUCUUAAAGCUGGUAAAAGAAGCUAAGAAAGCAUGCUCUGUAGCUGAUGAUCAGUUUUGUUCGUUGGGAGACAUCCUCUUAUUUGGCAGUAAAGAGAGUCUUAAAGUUGAUUCUGAGAUUGAAGAAAUAUUUCUGGAUUAUCGUGUAAAAAGGCUUACAGAGUGCUUUGGGCCACUAGGUUGGUGGCACUGCUUUACUUCAAUGAUUACUUUUCUUGAAGAUUGUGUUCCUCAGUACCAUAUUUUCUUAGAAAAUGAAUCAACCAAAAAGCAGGAACAUGUUAGAGAAGAUGAAAACCAGGAGAAAGGAUGUUGCAGUGAAACUGAUGGUAAGAAGGGGAUACACAAAUCAUUUCUUGAAUAUGCAAGAGAAAGAUUUGCCACUACUGCAUUACCACUGAGAAGAUGUGUGUCAAUUUUACACACUCAUAUACCCAAAAUCUACUUUCAGGCACAUAAUUUCAAAGACCUUGAAACUCUUUCAGGCCUGCUCAAUUCAUUAGAAACAUGCCUGUUUUUUGAUGGUUUAGCUUCUGAAGAAGUGGAGGAGCUCCUUUUACUUUCAAAAGAUGAUAAAUUGCUUCCCCAAAAUCUCUGUGACACAUCUCGCUUGUUGUGCUCAAUAAGAAGCCAGUGUCUUUCUGUUUUGAGAAGGCUCCGUGAUUCUCUUGGUCAGCUUAAACUGCCAAGUGCAAGGAACAAAGAUUCCUUAGUACAGUUCUGCUUUCAAACGGCUUCUUUAUUCUUUUCCACUGCAUGCAGUUCUUAUAAACUAUAUAAACUGGAAAUGAAACCACUGAAUGUGUUGGUAAUAGAUGAAGCAGCGCAGUUGAAAGAAUGUGAAUCAGCCAUACCCCUGCAACUGCCGGGUAUUGUACAUUCAAUUCUUAUCGGUGACGAAUGGCAAUUGCCUGCCACAGUUCAAAGCAAUGUUUCUAAUGAAGCUGGCUUUGGAAGAAGUUUAUUCCAAAGGUUGACUACUUUGGGUCAUUCAAAGCACCUACUGAAUAUUCAGUACAGAAUGCAUCCAUCAAUCAGUUUCUUCCCAAAUGCGUGUUUCUAUAAUAAAAGGAUCUUGGAUGCAGCUGGUGUUAAGCAUAAGAGUUACGAGAAACAUUAUCUUCCGUGGCCUAUGUUUGGCCCCUAUUCCUUUAUAAAUGUAUCUGGAAGAGAAGAAAAGGAUGAUGCUGGGCGUAGCCACAGAAAUAUGGUUGAGGUUGCCCUUGUGCAGAGAUUGGUGCAAACUCUGUUCAAAGCAUGGAAUAGCUCAAGAGAGAGACUCAGCGUUGGCAUAAUUUCUCCCUAUGCUGCUCAAGUUGUCGCAAUUCAGGAGAAACUUGGUAGGAAAUAUGAGAAAACUGAUGGCUUUGCAGUGAAGGUGAAGUCAGUUGAUGGGUUCCAGGGUGGUGAAGAAGAUAUUAUAAUAAUAUCAACUGUGAGAUCCAAUAGUUCAGGAGCACUUGGUUUUGUAUCCAAUGCUCAAAGAACUAAUGUUGCUCUUACGAGGGCUAGGCACUGCCUCUGGAUUUUGGGGGAUGGAAGAACCCUGGCCAAACAUGAAUCUGUUUGGCAGGGUUUAGUGCAUGAUGCAAAGAUGCGUCAUUGUUUCUUUAAUGCUGAUGAAGAAAAGGGAUUGGCUAAAGCUAUAUUUGAUGCCAAGAAAGAUUUUGAUCAGCUUGAUGACUUGCUUAAUCACGAUAGUGUUCUAUUCAAGAAUGCUAGGUGGAAGGUUCUUUUCAGUGAUAACUUCAGAAAGUCAUUUGGGAAGGUGAAAUCUGCCCAGACUCAGAAAUCAGUUUUAAACCUUCUGUUAAAACUUUCCUGCGGCUGGCGGCCUAAGAAGAGAAAUGUGGAUUUAAUUUGUGAAAGCUCUUCUAUGGUCUUGAAACAAUUUAAGGUUGAAGAUCUUUAUAUUGUCUGCUCAAUUGAUGUAGUGAAGGAACAGAGGUACACUCAAGUAUUGAAGGCUUGGGAUCUUUUGCCAUUAGAGGAUAUUGUGAGGCUGGUUAAGCGCCUUGAUGGCAUCUUCAAAAUGUAUACAGAUGAUUUUAUCUGUCAUUGCAAUAAGAAAUAUUUGGAGGGGGAUUUGGAAGUUCCGAAAAGUUGGACAACCUCAUUUGAUAUUGUCAGGUUUAAAACUUUAAGCCAAGAUGAAAUAAAAAACAGUUCAUGUGGUAGUAAUGCUUCAGAUAAUAGAUGUUACUUAGAGAACUCAAAAGUCAGUGAGAGCUUACUGCUGAUGAAGUUCUACUCUUUAUCAUCGGGUGUUGUGAGCCACCUUCUCUUUGAUCAUGAUGGAAGAGAACCAGAACUUCCAUUCGAGGUGACAGACCAUGAACGUGAUAUAAUUUUAUUCCCAAGAAGCACUUUUAUAUUAGGCAGGUCAGGCACCGGGAAGACUACUGUGCUGACUAUGAAGUUGUUUAAGCAAGAGCAACUGCACCUGUUAACAACUGAAGGUUUUGAUGCAGUUAACACAAAUAGGGUUAAUGAUGUCUGUCUGGCAAACAGAAAUAUGGGUGGUGUUGGAGGCACUGAAGCAACUCCAUUGCGCCCUUUUGUCACAGUCAGUCCUAAACUUUGUUAUGCGGUGAAACAUCAUGUUCUUCAAUUGAAAAGGUUUGUCAGCAGUGGAAACUUUUCUCUAGGUGCUUUUCAAGAUGUUGAUGAUACUGAUGGUGCAGCACAGUUCAAGGAUAUUCCCGAUUCAUUUGUGGAUAUUCUUCCCAAGGCAUACCCACUUGUCAUAACUUUGCAAAAGUUUCUGAUUAUGCUUGAUGGAACAAUUGGCAACUCAUUCUUCGAGAAAUUCUAUGAUGCCAGGGAGCUAUCAAAUAUGGAAGUUGUAAAUGCUCCAACCUUGGUACGAAAUUGUAUAAGAACAAGGGAGGUAACCUAUGAGAAGUUUUGUUCAAUUUAUUGGCCUCAUUUUAAUGCUAACCUGACAAAUAAGCUUGACUCAUCCAGAGUCUUCACAGAGAUAAUGUCUCAUAUAAAAGGGGGCCUGAGAUCAGGGACUUCCUAUGAUGGUAGACUCAAUGCGGAGGAUUAUGUAAAACUAUCUGAGGGUCGGGUGUCUGCCUUAAGUUCACAUGAGAGGCAAAUGAUAUAUGAUAUUUUUCAAGAUUACGAAAAAAUGAAAGGAGAAAAUGGUGAGUUUGAUAUGGCUGAUGUUGUGGUUGAUCUUCAUGUAAGACUUCAAAAUGAAAGGUAUGAGGGUGACAUCAUGGAUUUUGUUUAUAUCGAUGAGGUGCAAGAUCUUACAAUGAGGCAGAUUGCUCUUUUCAAACAUGUUUGCAAAAAUGUAAGUGAAGGCUUUGUUUUCUGUGGGGAUACAGCACAAACUAUUGCCAGGGGUAUUGAUUUUAGGUUUGAAGAUAUACGAUCCCUUUUCUACAAGGAGUUUGUUUUGGAAUCAAAAUGUGAAACAAAUCAUGAGAAAAAGGAGAAGGGUCAAAUAUCUAAAAAUUUCCACUUAAGCCAGAAUUUUCGUACUCAUGAUGGUGUCCUGAGGUUAGCGCAGAGUGUCAUUGAUCUUCUUUACCAUUUCUUUCCUUUAUUUGUUGAUAUUUUAUGCCCUGAAACUAGCCUUAUAUAUGGGGAAGCCCCAAUUUGGCUUGAAUCUGACAAGGAAGACAAUGUAGUUGCCAAAAUAUUCACAAACAGUGGUAAUGCUGGGGCACAUAUGGUUGGAUUUGGAGCAGAGCAGGUCAUAUUAGUACGUGAUGAUCCUGCCAAGAAUGAAAUUUUAAAGUAUGUUGGCAAGCAAGCUCUUGUUCUGACCAUAGUGGAAUGCAAAGGAUUAGAGUUUCAGGAUGUAUUAUUGUACAACUUUUUUGGUUCAUCACCUUUAAAGAAUCAGUGGAGAGUUGUAUAUGAAUACAUGAAGGAGCAAGGCUUUCUUGAUGCCAGUUGUCCAUCCCCAAGUUUCAAACAGGCAAAACACAACAUUAUGUGCUCUGAAUUGAAGCAGUUAUAUGUUGCCAUCACCCGCACAAGGCAAAGGCUGUGGAUUUGUGAAAAUGUCAAAGAGUUUUCCGAGCCGGUGUUUAAUUACUGGAAAAGGAAGUGCCUUGUUCAAGUUAGGAAGCUGGAUGAUUCUCUUGCACAAGCAAUGCAAGUUGCAAGUAGUUCAGAAGAGUGGAAGUCACGUGGUUAUAAGCUGUUGCAUCAGGAUAACUAUGAGAUGGCAACAAUAUGCUUCGAAAGAGCAAAUGAUACUUAUGGGGAAAAACUAGCUAAGGCCCUUGGACUUAGGGCAAAUGCUGACCGAUUGCAUGGAUCAAAUCCCGAAAUGGCUUCUAUUGCCAGGAGGCAGGCUGCUGAUAUUUUUUAUUCCAUUGGCAAGGCUGAGCGUGCUGCAGAGUGCUUUUACAUGUUAAAGGAGUAUGAAAGAGCGGGUCAGAUUUAUUUGGAAAAAUGUGGGGAAUCUGCUCUGGAGAGAGCAGCAGAAUGUUUUGUUCUUGCUGGAUGUUACAUUACUGCAGCAGAGGUGUAUGCAAAAGGCAACAAUAUCUCAAAAUGCCUGUCUGUUUGUACGAAAGGAAAACUCUUUGAUAUGGGAUUGCAAUACAUUCAAUACUGGAAACAACAUGCAAAAGCAGAUGAAGAAAUGGCCCAAAGAAGUAAGGAUUUGGAGGAGCUUAAGCAAACAUUUCUGGAGAACUGUGCCCAUCAUUAUCAUGAGAUUAAUGAUAAGAGAGCAAUGAUCAAUUAUGUCCGAGCUUUUGAUUCCAUGAAUUCAAGACGAAAAUUCUUGCAGUCCUUAGAAUGCCUCGAUGAGCUCCUAUCAUUGGAAGAAGAAUCAGGGAACUUCUUGGAGGCAGCAAAUAUUGCUAAGUUGAGAGGUGACCUUCUGCUUGCUGCUGAUCUGCUUGGGAAGGGUGCACAAUAUGAGGAGGCUGUGCAUCUUAUUCUCUGGUUUGUGUUCGCUAACUCUCUUUGGUUAGCUGGGAGCACAGGGUGGCCGUUAAAGCAGUUUAAAGAGAAAGAAAACCUUCUAUCAAAAGCUAAGUCAUUUGCUAAGAAUUUGUCACACUGGUUUUAUGGGCUUGUUUGUUCAGAGGCUGACAUUUUACUGAACAAGCCAAGCAACUUGUUCUUGAUGAAACAAUAUUUAAGUGCUUCUCAGAUGCACAAGAGCACCCGAGGUGAAAUGUUAGUUGCUCGAAUAAUUCUAGAUCAUCACCUUCAUUUAAAUAUAUCGAAUUAUGAAUGGAUAGAUGAAUUGGUCUUUGAUCUAGCAAGCUAUUCAAAAGAGCAAAUUUAUAACAACAGGGUUUCCAGCGAGACACUUGUCUACUUUUGGAAUUUCUGGAAGGAUAAAGUUCUGAAGAUAUUCGAGUAUCUUGAGCAUGCUGAAAACCAAUAUGGAACUAAUGAUUCUAGAAGAUAUGGAGAUUUCUGCUUGAAUUAUUUUGGUGUAUGGAGGCAAUUUAACAAUCUGAAUCCUAUCUAUCUUCUGAAUUCUGACGCUGAAUGGCUGAGAAAACUGGAGAGCAAACAUGUUUGCAGAAACCAGAAGCAGGUUUCUAUUUCAAUCCAUCAAUUUGUCUCAGCUGCAAGGAGUUAUUGGUGUUCAGAAUUGUUCUCUGUUGGCCUGCAAGUCUUGAAAAUGCUUGAGCUACUCUAUAAUUUCUCACACCGGAAUUCUUUGUCAUCUUUUAAUCAAAGCAGGUCUCUUACUCAUAUCUAUGAGGUUGCAAGUUUUCUCUUGAAUUCCAAGUUUCUGAACAGCCAGCAUGCAGAAAAGGAUUUGAUGAAGUUCGUCAACCUGUCAGCAAAGCACUUCUUUGGCUAUAUAUUUCCUCUUGAUUGGCGAGAAUCAUUGAGAGAAAACAUGAUUUCUCUUAGAGAAACUGAAAUCUCAAGGAAGUUACUUGAAGAAGUUAUAUUGGAAAGGACCGGAUCAAAAUGUAAUAGCUUGUCAUAUGGGGAAAUUGGAAAGGUGGCGUUGAUAAUUCUUGGAUCUGGUGAGCUUACUACUGAAUUUUAUGGGAAGAUUUUUGAAUGUUUACACUGGAAUAGCGCAUGGAAGAACUUCAUUGUGAAUCUCAAAGAGGAUAGAGGUUCUCCUACAUUUUCUACGACUGACAAUAUCAGUGAAUAUGUUGGGGAGAAUAGAAGCUCAGGAACUACAACUGAAUCUGCUGCUUGUCAUAUCAAACAAAUUGGGAGUAUCGAGCCAGUUAUUUUGAAGUUCCAUGAAGCUUUACAAGAUACGUAUAAAGUAAACUGGAGGACAAUAUCUGAUUAUAUGUCACCGGUUUGUUUCUUGUAUCUUGUUGAGCGCUAUCUAAUGUUGUUAUCCUUCGUCAACGGAUACUUCUUCUCUACAAAGACGACGUUUGUGGAAUGGGUUGUAUACCAGGAUGGGAGACCCAGCUCAACUUCCUGUUUUGUGGCUGUUAAUAAACAAUCCUUGGAAGACAUUGUUAAAUUUGUAAUUGACAUGGUUCAGCAGUUCCUGUUUUGUAAGAGAGAGACCAUAGAUUGGAUCAAGAAGUCUCGUAUAGCUGUGAAGGAGUACCAUUCACUGCUGGUUUUGCGAUUGGUUCUCAUUGCAUGUUCUCUUCAUUUGAACUUUGGCAAGGGCCUUGAUUUACUUUUUGACUUGCUGGGCCAAAAGAAUAUUACAGAACUACUGCCCUGGGAGUUUUAUGAUGCUCUUCGGAGAAGGCAGAGAAAUAAUCGUCUGAAUAUUGAUGUGAAUCUGCUUGCUGAUGCAUUUAAGAAAAUUGGAAACCCUCUGGUAAUAGUGAGCAUGCAUGGAAACUGUCCUAAAUUUGGAUGCAAAGAUGCUAUAUUUGUAGAUAUGAAGCUCAACCCAUGCAAGGAGGAAUUAUUGAGAAUUUUGUUCCCUAAAACUGGAUGUUCUCAAUAUCAAACUGCUGGUUUCUCUUGUGAAGUACUUCUUCCAGCCAAUUACAAUGAAGGGAUGAGCUCAGAGGUUGUUCCGUUUUCAAGCUCGGUUUCUCUGCCAGAUCAAGAUUUGAAUACACAGAAUCAAAAUGUUGGUGAUCUGCAGUUUAACCAUGAUCGUUUUUGGGAAAUUAUUGAAGCAUUAGCGGUGGUGGAUGGUAUCAAAGAUCUAAGGACCUUUAUCUCGUAUGCUUCAACACUAAUGGUGUUUCUAGGAAAACUUGUUUCCAUAAUAGAUGCUGGAACAAAAGAAUAUUUGCUGAAGAAACCUGCAGGUGGUGAAGACGACGACUUUUCAAGGGAUGCAAUGAACGUGCUCAAUCUAAUGAAUCAACUGCAUAGUGAACUAGAACCGAGUAAGCUGAAACUUGAAUGUAGCGUUCCAAUAAUUGGUGCCCUUUGCGAGGAGCUGCGUUCAGGGUGGUCUAUAAUGAUGCCUCUCCUGCAGCAGCAAGGCUACUUGGUAAAAGACGGCAACCAUGCAUCUGAAGAAUCUGGUGAUCAUUGUGAUGUGGAAGAGAGUAUAAGUAAGGCUGAGGAAUGUAGUAAGGGUAAGAAGCCAGCUUCAGCAACUACUUUCAAUUCCAAACCCCAAGGAAACAGUAAAUCUAAGAAAAACAAGAAGAGUCGAGGCCGAAAUCGAAAGUAGAUAAACAUUCCUAAAAUUCAGUGGUUGCAUAUAGCACAUUCGCUUGUAGCAUAGAUCUUCGUUUUAACUUGAUGGUUGAAAGUUAUGAUAGAAGUUCUGGGAUGACUUGAAAGCCCAUCUUUGUACUUGAUACUGAAAUCUAUUGUCUGGAUUGGGUUUGCAUUGUGUGUUUUGAACUGCAACCUUUCUGAAAGUCUCGGUAGAUUCUAAACA
This is a messenger RNA of Gossypium arboreum, 8742 nucleotides long. RefSeq lists its product as uncharacterized. The record is from RefSeq and is a predicted model, not a curated record. Lineage: Eukaryota; Viridiplantae; Streptophyta; Magnoliopsida; Malvales; Malvaceae. Gene Ontology annotation, molecular function: ATP binding; helicase activity.